AUGGAGCCGAACGUUCACGUUAACAGGCCUGACAAUAACUUUGUAGACAAGGCGGACGAUCGUCUUCACAUGAGCGAUAAGCUUGAUAGCCCUUGGAAGGGCUGUUUCGACAUCCUGGAACAGCACCUGAACACUGUCGUGGCCGGAGAGGUUGCCAAACAGCUCAAAGAGUUCCAAGAGGCUCGAAAGCGCACGCUCGAAGUUGCUGAGCGAACUGAUGAUGCGCAACAAACUUCAGUACCUGGCAACGUGGAAGAGGGCUCCAAACUGCACCAUACUACCGAACAAUACCGCGAAAUCAAGGCGGACCUCCGCGCUGAGAACUCCGCAGAGACCCAACAGUUCCUUUUCCACCUCCGGGAAGAUCUUCAGAGCCAACAGGGUCGGCAGAUAAAUGCUAGCCAAGAGAACAUUACGAAGAAGGUCAACAAGCUUUGGGCGGAGGCUGCGAGUACAUUGCAGAAGCAGCCAAUUGAUGACCCAAAGAUUCGGGAAAUCGCGACUGGUCUCAUGAACGAAAAGAAGCCUAACAAAGUCUCUACUGCUAUCAACAGUUUGAGACGCGCGGUGGACCAGCUCCAUGAUCUUGCAGAAUCGCUCACCGCAAACAACGACUCUGUUAAUGCCUCCAUCAACAGCCUGGACACAUUGGUGCAAGAUCUCGGCGAGCGGUUGGGCACGCUGGAGACAUUCGAUAGCUCGGCCGCCGGAGACAGCCGUGAGCAGCAUAAAAAGCUUCGAGGGAGGCUGGACAAGGCCAUCACACGGCUCAACAACAUUUCUGGUGAUGUUGGUGCUCUGACCGAAACCGUGUCUACGAACAAUGAGGGGGCGUGCAGCAACCAUGAGCAAAUACAAGAGAGGGUGACAGAUCUUGCGACGACCACAGCGCGCCUAUUCUGUCAACGCGAACAGCAUGUCGCGUUGAGACAGGACCACGACCAACUCGCAAGAGAUUACGCAUUGCUAAAGAUUCGAUGCGAUAAGCUAGAGCAACUCGCAUUGCAGAACAACAGGGAUCAGCUGGCAAUCAUGGCAGCCAUGGCGGCGAACACAAAGGCUUUGUGGGAUCGAGUAGUUCCUUGCUACUGA
Molecule: messenger RNA, 1092 nt
Organism: Saxophila tyrrhenica
Lineage: Eukaryota; Fungi; Ascomycota; Dothideomycetes; Mycosphaerellales; Extremaceae
Exons: 2
Coding region: 1-1092 (363 amino acids)
Source: RefSeq, a predicted model, not a curated record